GAGGAAGGAGGUGUGUUUAAUGACAUUCACAUGAUGAGAAACUACAUGUGAUUAACAGGAAAAGCGUGAAGUAUUGCGGGAUGUUUUACAUCCACCAUUCUACCACCAACUCAAGGAGCUGAGACCUCAAUUUAAUGUCUCUUCUGAAAGACAACACACUCAGGAGUGCAGCACCCCUUUAUGGUGCACUGGAGAGUCAGCAAUCGGUCUACUUGGUAUGGAAAUGGAAACCAAAGCCUUCUGCACCAAAAGGAUUAUUUUCAUAUUCAGCUAGCUGAUGAUAAGAAAGGUCGAAGAUACCUGGAGCUGGUGCACGCAGGGGCAGAGCUACAUGACGAUUGGGUGCUUGCUGAUGUGGGUGUGACACCAUGUUCUACUAUCAAAUGUAUUCUAAAGGAAGAAGAGAAACCAAUCUUGCGUAUAUACAAUGUUGUAACAAGAGAGACGGUCCCUAUUAUGGGGAAUAUAUUUCUCCUGACUUCAACUGUAGCUGACCUAAAGACACUGGUGUCUCUCAAAUGUGGAUUUCCAGUUAGUGUCUUCCGCCUUAGUACUCCGUGGGGAAAAGAACUGUAUAACUGCAACAAGCUGGAGGAUUACAAUAUUGAUGUAGGGUCUUCUCUUCGCCUGGAUGUUUGGAAUGGAUGGAAGGAGUUCUUAAAUGGCUGCCACCUAGGACACAGACAUACAGUACAGCUGUAUCUGUCAGAGAAAGAACCAGUAGCCAAGUUUCAGAAGAGAGUAGCACUGUACAUAGCAGCAUUUUUUGGCCAUCUUGAUUUGACUGACUGGCUGCUAAUGAAUGGCACGCGGCCUGAAGAACCAGUUGGUGUUCACCCUUAUCGAGAAUGGUGCCAAGAAACUGACCACCCUGAUGUAAACAAGUGCCCAGUGCAUGCAGCUGCUGAAACAGGUCAGCUUCUAACCUUGAAGGCAUUUGUCAACAACAAUAUCCUGUGCCUCGAAUGCCGGAAUUUACAGGGUCUCACCCCACUUAAAAUAUGUGUUAAGCAUAAGCAUGUUGAAUGUGUUUUGUAUUUUGCCACAAAAAUGUGGUCUGUAGUUACCUGCAAUGGCAUUUCACUUCCUGUAAGAGUACUUGUCAAAACUAAACAGUGGCUUGUCAAAGCUCGAAUACGUCUACUUGUCAAAAAUCGGUUUACACAGUCAUCAGUGUUCAGGACCAGAGUUGGAGAUUUGGUGUUAAUUGAUGGUUUUAUGCAUCCUGAAAUGACUUCCAAACCAAACUCCAAAGUCAUGAAAAAUGGGGGAAUCAGUAAAAGUUGUAUACUGCCUGCAGUAACAGGACAUGAUAAGCUAAAUAAGAAAGAUGCUAUAAAUAUGAAGAAAUGGCAUCAGAGUUUGCCAAAUUUAAAGUUACCAUCAAUAGAAAAGGAUAAUGCAGCAACCAAAAAUGCUGGAGUACAGCAUACAGAGAAGGAAAAACAGUUGUCAGCAUUGCCCAUAAAAUGUGAAAGCAUGAACAAAAAUAUAUGGAAAACUAAAGUACCACUUCCUCCCAUCUCUAAAGACACUAACCCAAGACCACAGUUUUAUUACACUGCACCAAAUGCAUCCUUCAUCUUGACCUCAUCAUUGGAGUCAUUUUCACAUCACAGUGGAAGAACCCCAAGAGAGAAUGCCAUUUACUGCUUAGCUCUUGCAAGUGCCUUUAAAGAGAAGCCCUGGCUGCAACAGUUGGAAGUGGCAAGAUGUCUGGCUAGAAAGACAGUUUUGAAACCCAUGUCCUAAAAAGAGUAGACUAUCCAAGGUCCAGUUCAAAUGCAAUGGCAUCACACACAGGAGAGGUAUAUCUCUGCCAUAAGGAAAACACCUCAAAGAAAAAAAAAGAAGUCAUUUUACAGAAAAUGUACUGUUUGUUCCUUCUUAUGAUACAGACACAGAUUAUUCAAAAUAAAUUCAGCAAUGUUUAA
Messenger RNA from Protopterus annectens (West African lungfish), 1934 nucleotides. RefSeq names its product ankyrin repeat and ubiquitin domain containing 1 (gene ANKUB1). Gene Ontology annotation, molecular function: protein binding. The record is from RefSeq and is a predicted model, not a curated record. Bases 181 to 1752 code for a protein of 523 amino acids. The transcript is spliced from 7 exons. Lineage: Eukaryota; Metazoa; Chordata; Ceratodontiformes; Protopteridae.